Purpureocillium takamizusanense is the source of this 935-nucleotide messenger RNA. RefSeq lists its product as uncharacterized. The record is from RefSeq and is a predicted model, not a curated record. The coding region runs from base 481 to 915 and encodes 144 amino acids. The transcript has a single exon. NCBI's taxonomy places the organism in Eukaryota, Fungi, Ascomycota, Sordariomycetes, Hypocreales, Ophiocordycipitaceae.
GUGACACCCUCCUCCUCCUCUUCUCCCUCUCGGACCUCCCGUAUCCAUUCGACACCACUGCAUUCUUUUUCUUCUUCCCCUUCUCUUCCGUCGUCCUUCCCCAGCGGCCUUGUUGAUCCCGAAUUCGGCACGCGGUUCGUUUCAUCGCCCAGGCUUGGUGCUGCCUGUAGUACAACCUACUAUUGCUGCCCUACCUUGUUCACCUUUUUACUCUUCUUUCUUCUUCUUCUCAACACCAACCACUCUUCUCACCCUUCUCCCCCUCCUCUUCUUUUCCCUUCUCCUUACCGACCUGCCUUAUAGAAGCCGCUGGUGCCUGUACCUGUACCCAGGCGAGCUUUCUUCUUCCUUCUCGCCCUCGGCUCUCUCACAUACACACACCUCGAAGUCACCGCAGGCCGACCGACCGCUCGACCCGACACGACCCGACUUCGAAUCAUCGCCAUUCCCGCCGACAGCAGCAGCAGCAAGCAGCCCACCAUGUCCAUGGCAACCAUCAUCCCCGCCGCCGUCGUCCCCUCGGGCGCGCACCUGCAAGUCCCCGGCGCCGCCGCCGCCGCCGCCGCCUGCUCCUCGUCCUCGUCGUCCUCGUCCUCUCCCAUGGCCACGAUCGCUCCCCCAACCGCCGGCAUCGCCAUCACCAGUACCACCACCGCAGCCGCCGGUACCACCACCAACAGCGGCGGCGGCGGCGGCGGCGGCGGCAACUGCCCCCCCGUCCGCCCCGGCUUCAACUCGCGCCUCACCUCGGACCGCCUCCGCGAGGGCGCCGGCCUCUACCUCCCGCCCCAGUUCCGCCCCGGCAGCGCCAGCACCAACCUCCGCAAGGGCCGCGUCUCCGUAUUCCGCGAGACGGGCCUCUUUGACGGCCAGGACGACGACGACGACCACCGCGCCGGCUCCUCGUCGCCAUGAGAGAGAGAGAGAGAGAUGGA